AUGUAUCUGGAUAUCAAGAAAGAUAUGGAGGAGUUGAAGAGCGAUCUUAUCCGAUCGCAAAGUAUUGUUAUCAAGCUGCAGGCUGAACUUCUGGAAAGCAAAUCGAAGCAGUUGGAAUCCGUGCAUUCCACCGUCAAGACCGCCGUUCAGGACACUUUUCAAGCUGGGAUAAUCACAUACAGUCAAGCUGUUUCAAAAGCCGCACCUGUACUCACAGAAGAGAGUUUGAAAAAGGUUGUACAGAAUGUUAUAUCAGGAGAGGAUCGAACUAAGAAUGUGUUAAUAUUUGGUUUCGAGGAGACUAGUGACUUAUUGGUCUUAGAGAUGAAACAGAUUGCCAAAGAAGACAUGCAGAUAAACAAUAUUAUAUCAGAAGUGCCAAAGUUGAGGAAGGAGAGGCCCUUUGAGAGAGCGAAAGACUGGAAGCUGAUAUGGGACGAGGAUACACUACCUGCCCAGUUCCCACAGCACAUCUACAACACAGCGGAGAGACCCGACAUUGUAGUAUGGUCGGAUAGUUUGAGAGAAGUAGUUCUGAUUGAACUGACUUGUGGUGACGAGAGUAACUUCAGUGACCAAGUAGCACGUAAAGAAGCACGCUACAACAGAGAACUGAUUCCUGGCAUCGACGGGUGCGGUUGGAAAGCUCUGCUCUUUACGGUAGAGAUUGGGUGUAGGGGCUUCUGGCACCAUACUGUACCAGCUCUAUUUAACUACUUUGGAUUGGCGAAGAGAACGAAGAAUAAAGCCCUGAAUGAGGCUGCUUUGGUCGCUCUUCGAUGUUCCUAUACAAUCUGGUUAGCCCGCGACAACAAGAAAUGGUCUACCUGCUACGACAUCGCAAGGAGGCCAGAAGUCAUAAACUGUGAAAGCUGA
This is a messenger RNA of Bolinopsis microptera, 876 nucleotides long. RefSeq lists its product as uncharacterized. The coding region runs from base 1 to 876 and encodes 291 amino acids. The record is from RefSeq and is a predicted model, not a curated record. NCBI's taxonomy places the organism in Eukaryota, Metazoa, Ctenophora, Tentaculata, Lobata, Bolinopsidae. The transcript has 3 exons.